UAGGAGGAGAAGACCGAGUCAGCCCACAAGGAAUGGUACAGACAGGUAGCUGUGGACACUAUACGCGCUCCUGCGCCUGCGUGCAAUUGAAUGAGCUCAUCGCGCGUGUUUUGUUUUAAAGUUUUAAACUAGAUGUCAGUGAAAAUAAGACAAAGCUAUAUCGCUGCAACUAGAAACAGAGUGUAUUAUUGUCACCGUUAUCAAGUUUACGUCAAGAUAAAUCUGCAAGAUACCAUUCGCAGCAGUGAUAACAUUUACCGAUCCUCCCCCCCACUCUCUCUGACCGCCUUCUGCAGAAUGAAGAGUGUAGGUGAGUAGAAAAUAUAGUGGUUCAUGGUAGUUGGCAUGAAUGAGGGGUACGGCCACGUGGUUAAACAACGUGCAUGAUGGUAGUAGUUUUUCAGGAGGACAGCAAUAAUUAAUAAUGGUGUUUACGUUGAUUUAUUGCGCGAGUGUUGCUAGCGGCCAGCAUGAGUGAAGUUCUUGAAAUGCUGCAGUGUUGUUCGAGAUUCGUGUCAGGCGUGAUGAGACUGGUGAGUGCUGUGUAAUUCGAAGUAUAAAGUGAGCGUUUAGGAAAGAGCUUUAUUGUGAGCCGUGUACGCGAUAGGAACUUGAACAAAUAUCUUUUUGCUUGAGUAUUCAAGUGUGCGAAUUGGUGAAGUUUGUUCACAAUCUGGUUAAUAAAAUAACGCAAGUGACUUUCACAUGUCUCCGAUGUGAAGCUGUGUUUGAGACACAUCUUCCUUUUUAACAUAAAUUAGUGAGACUUAAUACAGUGUAUUUAUAUAGAAACUGUGAGACUUGGUUAAUUUGAACGUGGAAAUUAUUUUCUUUAUGCUGCUUUGUUUGUGGUUCUGCUUGCAACGUUGGCCGUACCGUCAAUCGGUGGACCCGUUGCGAUGGGCACAUGGCAUCAUCCCUGCGGCCACUCUGUCAGGGCAGACUCACACACCCACGAACGGACUCGGCACGGCCUCACCAAGCUCCUCAGGGCCGUAAAAACGCAGAUAGGAGUCGCGAAGAAGUAUUUCAUUAAAGAGAAGGAAAACAUGAAUAAGACUUAUCGUCAGGUCAGAGAACUAAAAGAGGAGUUAUAUCGUUACGACUGGCUACCGCAGAAGCAACUGGACUGGUAUCAGAACGGAAUCUGUAGCUUAUCGAAGCCAGCAAGGGUGCAGAAAGUGUUACAGCUUUUUCAUAGCUCUUUACAGAACUUCACGGUCACAUUCGAGGAGCUGAAGAAACUGCAGCGGCCUGAAAAUUACCCAAUGAGCAAUAUGAAAACCAGAAAGAAGGUCAUCAAUGGCAUGGCUGAACUCCUCAUUCAGGUUCUGUGUGAAGUUGAGUGGGCCCUCGAGAGUCUGAACUUAGCUGUACCUGAACGAGUAAAAGAAGAUUUGUUUCCGAAAAAAGAGAAAUGGAAUGCAAACCCAGACAUAACAGGGUUAUUAGUUCAAGACUGGGGAGUUAUCUCAUUGUACAAGAAUUUUCUUGGAGAUUGGCACCUGAUUAUAGACAGAGUCAGCAAGAAAACCGCGUGCAAGAGUUCAGGAAGUGUCAGUAGACGUAAGAAUAAGCCAAAAGUACGCAAGACCGCUAAAUCAGGAUCUUAACUUCAUCAUACUGUCUCGUGCGUGCGACUCAACUGUCGACACUUCCGAUGAGGAAGACAUGAAAGGAGAUGGACAUCGCAUAGCGGCUGUCAAAUGGCUGAAGGUCUGAUGCAGUCACCUCAUCCGCUUCUGUCCAGAAUGGUGACCGUAAAAACGCACAAACUUUAUUGUUCGUAUGACAAAGCAAAUCUCGAAUUUUGAUCUGAUAUUUUAGAUACCUUAAACUGAAUGUUUUCACAGUUAAAGUUUCUUAGUACUAAGUAAGUAUACACGUAUGUUGCGAUCUCAAUUCCGUCCAUCUGCGUGAAUCAGCUAUAUUUUUUAACUUUUACUAGUGACAGACAUUUAAAAAGGUAUUUUAUAUCAAAGAAAUUUAUCCGAAUUUGAAGUAAUGCGUGCAAAUGUGGUGUGAUGCCCUGGAAAUCUCUUUAAUAAUUGGAUUCUAAGCGGUUCUGACGAUGGUGUAUAACACUCGCGGUUACUGAAUUUUUGGACCUUAUCCAUCAUCUGGUAUUCGAAACAAU
Molecule: messenger RNA, 2137 nt
Organism: Cryptotermes secundus
Lineage: Eukaryota; Metazoa; Arthropoda; Insecta; Blattodea; Kalotermitidae
Exons: 5
Coding region: 900-1613 (237 amino acids)
Source: RefSeq, a predicted model, not a curated record